Temnothorax curvispinosus is the source of this 647-nucleotide messenger RNA. RefSeq names its product aldose reductase-like. Gene Ontology annotation, molecular function: aldose reductase (NADPH) activity. The transcript is spliced from 2 exons. The record is from RefSeq and is a predicted model, not a curated record. The annotation marks the transcript as partial. NCBI's taxonomy places the organism in Eukaryota, Metazoa, Arthropoda, Insecta, Hymenoptera, Formicidae. Gene Ontology annotation, cellular component: cytosol.
AAAGGAACGGGUCGGAGCAAAACUGUCAACAGCAGUGUGCAGCAGUGCCAGCAUUUGCAUCGCUGAUCCAGACGUCAGACUAUAGUUUCCACGUAGCAAUCGUGUAGACUUUCUCGAACGCGUAUUUUUUUCCUUAAUUAUCGACGUCCCAGUGACACAUAAAAAUGGUCCUCAGCGCACCGAAAGUGAAGUUUUACAACGGCAACGAAGUGCCGAUCUUGGGUCUGGGCACAUGGAAGUCUACACCAGGAGAAGUUACACAAGCUGUAAAAGAUGCCAUUGAUAUCGGCUACAGACAUAUCGACUGCGCUAAAGCUUAUGGCAACGAGAAGGAAGUUGGUGCCGCUAUCCAGGCGAAAAUAGCGGAGGGUGUCGUGAAGAGAGAAAAUCUGUUUAUUACAAGCAAGCUAUGGAAUUCCUUUCAUAGCCGUAAUCUGGUUGAACCAUCCAUCAAAGAAACGCUAGCCGAUCUCGGUCUCGAUUACGUAGAUCUCUAUUUAAUUCACUGGCCAUUCGGAAUCAAAGAGGGCGGAGAACUUUUCCCUAGAAAUCCUGACGGUUCCAAAGCAUUGAGCAACAUAGAUUACCUCGAUACUUGGAAGGGUAUGGAAGGUGUGCUGUCCAAAGGUCUUGCGAAAAACAUCGGU